CUCUCUGAUUGCGUGAUCAUACAUGACAGAGUGACGUCACAAUGUGUUGUCAUUCCAAUCACAGAUGUUGCGUUAAUUUCGUCAAUCUCAUUGCAGUUAGCAGACCUCAGCAAGAAGGAGUGAUCUCCAAAGGAUAAACGAUGGAGGCCCCGGCGGAGGUUAUGCCCCAGGUCACAGCCCUCAAGCUGUCGUACAACGACAUAGCCACAAAGCUUUUGAGUGAGAAACUUCUACUAACAGCCCUAGAACUCCACGCAGAGCUUUGUGAAGCUGGGAGGGAGCUGCCAGUUCUCAGAGACUUCUUCGCCAAUCCCAGUAACUUUGAGUCUCACAGCAAACCAGAACCUCUUCUCCCAAUCCAUCGAUCUAGCAGUCAAGCCACCCUCGAUUCCCUGGACAUCUCCCGAUACUCAGAAGACGGGGGAGGAGUCGAUGAGAGAGUGGCAGUUCUCGAGUUCGAGUUGAGGAAGGCUAGGGAGAAUAUCUCAGCUCUGAGGGCUAACCUGACGGUUGUCACGGAAUCUGAGACGAUUCCUGACAAGAACUCUGAUCGGAGCUGCCUGGGAGACCCCCCGAUCAAGCCCCAUGAACAGAGAGCUCUCAACUUUCUCAUCUACGAGUAUUUAUUAGCAAGGUCUUACAAGUUAACAUCGAUAACCUUUAGCGAUGAGAAUGAGGAUCAGGACUUCGAGGAUUGGGAGGAUGUAGGACUUAAUAUUUCCAAGCCACCAGAUUUAGUACAGGUUUACAGGGAGUUUUUCAGGGGUAGCGGCUACCACAGGCCCGCCUCUACUUCUGCUGCAGUUCAGACUGACCGAGAGUGGUUAGAGAGCUUGGAGAAGCAGAACGAGGAGAGGGAGGACCGAGAAAAGGUGGCGAGACUCUUGGAGGAAUUGGAGAGCCUGCAGGAACAAGUGGACAGGCUUCAAGCUGUUAAUAAGGAACUCGAGCAGAGGCUGGAGGCAUCGGGAAAAUCCCAGGAUGAGCAGAAUCUCAGUCAGAAUGUCCACAUUACGAGCUCUAAUUCCACAACUCCAGAUAAAUUUGAGAUGCUUGAGUCUCCGAGAGAAGUUCUGGAGUCCGAUAGAAGCCCUGCAAUGAAAGAGGAUCUCGAGGAGGCGGAUAGUAUUUCUGUGGUAGUGUCCCUCGGGGACACAGACCCAGGGGACAAAGAGUGGACUCGAAUCCACCUGCCGAGAAUGGACAUCACUACCGAAACCCCGACCCUUCCAAAUUCUCCAUCCCGAACUCUCCCAACUCGUUUUAAACGAGAAGUCUUGGCCCACUGCCAGAUAACUGCUUCCCCUUUCGGUUCAGAUGGUACACAAGAUGCCCUGAUCGAUGUUCUCGCCAUCAGUCUUCCCAAAAUCACUCCUAACAUCGUUCUCAACAAGCGAGAGGAGAUAAUUCCCCUCAUCCUUAACACAAUUCGCCUCCAUCCCGAUCCCUCAGAACGUGAAAAGCUCCUGCAACUGCUCUUCAACCUGAAGAAAAAGCCACAGGAAGAUGAGAGAAGAAUCCUCCUGGGAGGACUGGUAUCAAUAGUGAAGCUGGAGGACAGCCCCCCAAAUUCUGAGGAGGUGCUGACCAUCUGCUGGGAGCAGAGCCAACAUAAAUACUCAGAACGUCGACUCUUGGCGUCAGAGUGCUGCUUAGUCCUGGCUCCUUACACUCCCAGUGGCCUCAGGAACUCCCUUAUGAUUUCCAUGCUCCAGCAGAUGCUACUGGAGGACAAGGAGCCUUCAGUUCGAGCUUCUGUUGUCCAGAGUCUCUCUCUUUUGGUGGCAAUGAUGGAUGACUCCGAUAAAUACUUCCAGUGCGAGGAGCUCGCCCUUACAGCCCUCGAGGACUCCUCCCCGGAAGUCUUUCUCGCAGCCUCUACUACUCUCCUCCCCAUCUUGGCCCAGUGGGUUCUCUCUCUCAAACGCUUUCAGUCCCACCUGUUGCCCAGAAUCCUAGGGAAACUUAAGAAUCAGCUCAGGCCCAGCCAAUCUACUGGAAAGGAACACGAGGGGGAGAGGGCCUGUGGAACCAUCACUGUCCUUACUAUUCUUUUACCUCACACGAUAGUCUCAGUAGCUUGUUCUCCAGUGGUUAAAUCCAGUAUCCAGGAGGACACCUCAUCGGAGAUCCCCAGGGAGAUAAUCUCCUUGUGCAGAUCCAGUAUUACGAAUCCACAGGUGUUAUGCGACGACUCCGAGGACAUUGGCAUUAUUUUGAAUACAUUUUUAUCGCAUAUCUGGGUUGAGGACACUUGGCCGGAGCUCGAUUGGCUCACGAAUAAACUCCUUCCUGAGCUUGUGGAGAUGGUGAAGGUCGUAGACCUUCAACGUUCAAGACGUUCAGACGUUCAAGAGUGUGUUCUCAACAGUUUGAUGGGGUAUUUUCAGGGGCUCUGCGAGGGCUUUGGUCGUUACGUCACUCAGUAUAGGAUCAAGAAGAUGUUUGAAAAAGAAGUGAAGGACAUGGAGGACUGGAUAAUAUCUCUCGGUGGAGAUCAGGCUGAGAAUCUCACCCUGAUACCCGUUUAUCUAACGAUAGUUUCAACCCUCGAUACCUCUGACCUUUCCAAGAGCAUUAAAAAAUUCGUAGUCCUCUGCGCGAUGAGUGGAACUGACAUUACUACUCUCAUUAUUGGAAUAAAGAGGCUCUGCACUCAAUCAAAGUUCGUUGAGGUUGUUUUGACGGCCCUGUGGGAUGGAGUGGUGCAUGAAAGAGCCUGUGUCCGGAGGGACACAGCAGAAAUUUUCGCUGAAAUCAUUUCUGCUGUUGGGGAUAGACUGGUCGCAGCCAGGAUUGCUCCAGCUAUUGUGACUUUGGCUUCAGAUUCUGAUCUCAUAUUGAAGGCUGCGGUAAUUCAUGCACUGGGGAAACUUAUCAUGGAGAGUGGAUCUAGAGAGACGAAAGACAAGGGAAGAUUGACACUGGAGACCAUCGCCAGGGAACCUCAAUUUUCAAAUUAUUUAGCUGUACCUUUGGUGACCACUUUGGCUCACAUUGCCCCCAACUGCCCUCAGCAUUAUGUCGAGGAGUUCAUCACCAGUCAGUUGACUGAGAUUACUGUCGCAGCCCUGCAACAGGGUAGGAGAGAAGAUCUCGCGGAUGCUCUGGUUAAUGCCUACUCUAUUAUUCUUUAUUGCUCGUUGAGCGAUAAAUGUGUGGGGAGUGUACUGCUUCCUGGACUGAGAUCUCUAGAGACAUUGGUAACCCAGGUGCUUCCACAGCAGAGGGAGACUGUCAGGUCGCUUAUCAAGGAGGCCGAGUCUAGACACGAUGCCCAGAGGCCUAUCGAAAGAUCAAUUUCUGCAAGUUCCGGACUCUCAUUGUCCCUGGCAACGGCCAACGUGGGCCAGGGUGUUGAAGACAUGCGUCAAAGGAUGUCCAAGAUAUUCACCCAGAAACCAAAUUCGCCCAGUAUGCCCAGCAUAUUCAGAAAAAAAUAGUGGUGGUGAGUGAUUCAGCGGAGGGCAACGGAGGGAAGCGGAAUUUUCGUAAGGUGCCUUUACAGUAAUGCCAUUUUUCUCGCGUUAGAUCUCAUGAUUCUAUCCUGGUGAGAUUUCAACCCGAAACCUCUCGCAUGCGAGGUAGCGAGCAUACACACUGAGCCAAGCUGCCGGACAUCGUAAGCACAAAUUAUAUUUUAUUCACCAGUAGAGGACAAAAAUUAUGCAAUUAACACGCGAAGAAAAAUGAUAAAUGUGUUAGAUAAUUACGAACAACUAGUUCACUUUAUCUUCUCAACGAUAAUAUGUACUUACAGUAUUUAAAAGUUAGUGAAUUUAAUAGAGCUAUUUUUGAAGAAUGAGGGAAUCGAGAGAGUAAAUCGUUGUUUCGAGAGUAUUCAUCUUGUAAGAAUAUUUUAUUUUAUCUAUAUACAGUUAAAUAAAUAUAUACAUGCAGUAUGCGUAAGAUAGAUUUAUAUGCGUUUUUACAUUAAAUUAUAUUAAUUUCCAUCGAUUCAAUUGCACGAUUGGUUUCUGAGUGUUAACAAUUGUUUUUUUUUCUUAUCUCCUUGUUAUCUAUGUUUUUAUUGAAUAUUAAAUAUAGUGAAACGUAUUUAUACA
Messenger RNA from Fopius arisanus, 4064 nucleotides. Its product is annotated as lisH domain and HEAT repeat-containing protein KIAA1468-like. Gene Ontology annotation, molecular function: protein binding. Lineage: Eukaryota; Metazoa; Arthropoda; Insecta; Hymenoptera; Braconidae. The record is from RefSeq and is a predicted model, not a curated record. The coding region runs from base 141 to 3443 and encodes 1100 amino acids. The transcript has 3 exons. Gene Ontology annotation, cellular component: recycling endosome; trans-Golgi network. Gene Ontology annotation, biological process: intracellular cholesterol transport.